CGACAGUCGCGUACGUCGAAGGAACGCGUUGCAUCGCGUUUUUCCGCGGAACGUGUAUUUUUGGGAAAAUAAUUAGAGAUAUCUGACAUUUGAAUUUAUUUUUUCGACGAAAGUCCACAGUCAAAACUCUCGAACGCGACAAUCGAUAAGAACAUGGAUAUAUUACACAGAAAAAGAACGGAGCAGAAGGAACAUUUCACUCUUGAGCGGAGGAAUCAGCUGUCAAGUUGGCUGCCGUGGCCGCGUCUAGAGCUCACCGCUCUUGUCAGCCGAGUCAGUAGCCAGUCCUCGCCAGUUGGUAACAGACCUUCGAGCGGGUCGUGCGCGUGAAAUCGACGACUGCGUGUUCUGUCCCCGUGUUCGGUCGAGCGUUUCCUCGAUCCGAUCGCGUCUGGAAACGCGUCAGCGUCCGAAGCGGUGCCGUAGUCUCGUGUCUGUCGACGGGGAGGAGGAAACGGCGAGUGCCAUCGUCGUCGUCAUCAUCCGCGCGACGUCGCGUCGACGGUCAGCUGCCAUGGGGCUCGUCGACGGGAUUAUUUGACCCACGGGAACGACUCCAGGCUCGUCGGUGGGAUCGUGAGUUUUGUCUCGCGUAAGCGCUGCAAAUCGGUAUGCACUGCCUAGGCGCGGUGACGGGAGGUGGCACCUCCAGCCCGAACGGGGCUGGUGGCCGGGGUGGUGUUCUCAGCGUGUUUCGAGCCCUUGGAGUCCUAGUGUGCGAAGGGAGAAUCCAGGGCCCUCCGCGUGGCUACAAAGAGGGCCCACACUGCGCACCGCCUAUGCAGGCGGUUCCGAACGACCACGUGUGCGACGAGAACAACUAUCUGUGCAAUCGAUACCGAGUACUGAUUCAAGAGAUCGCUGAACGCCUCUUCAUCGGAUCGUAUCUGUGCGUGGAAGUGCUUCUAUGCAGCGAUUGUCCGUGUGGUUUGACAAAGUCCACAUGCAAAUAUCCCGUGUGUCCCGUGCCGUCCUUAUCCAUCUCGCCAUGGCAAAAGUGUACUUCGGAAAUGUUACUGGAGUACUGGUGUAUUUGCGUUGUCCCGAGCAAGAAUCAAGAACCAAUGAAUUUUCAAGGAUUAUACCAGGCAGUACGAUCGCGAUUGCACUUCAGCCAAGUCGCGGCUUGGUGGUCGCGCAGCAACGGCGCGGACCCGAGCUACAUCGCCACCCGGAUCGUGCCGUACACCGAGGACAAUCUCAGCAAAUUCCGGGAGACGCCAGUAGAACAUACCUUCCCUUUGGCUGGGAACGGCGACGGAAAUUCCAUCAAGGUAACAGUUUGGGCACUACCGCGGAUGGAGGAAGUGCCUGUGCUCACGUGCACGCUGCAUCCGAAAAAGGAGAAGGACGAGGAAGAUAUCGCGAGGGCGUUAACGCCCACCAAGAGCAUCCCGUUGGGAUCCGUCAGCGCGCAAAACCUCGAAGGCCUCGUCUUGCCUGCUCUGGUGGAUGACAGACUGCAAACUACCUGCAACAAAUCGGGCAAACACGACUGUCGCUGCGAGGAGGAAGAUACGUCUCCAUUAUCGCCUACCAUCAGGUCUAACGGUGAACGGAAACGUCGUCGAUCGCUUCCCUGCGGCCCGGCGGAGAGCCCUUGCGUGACCUUGCAACCUGCGCCGUUGCCGUCCGUUCAAGAAUGCAUUCUACAAGUGAUAAAAGACAACGUCAACUCGUCCAGUUUGAUGAAUUCGGGAGGCUCUAUCGAGAUGGCAAACAACAAUCGUAGCGUGACGCGGACACUUCAGAACAGAUCAGAGAAUAGGGACGAGGUGAAGACUCGUAACAAUCUGAAUUCGGAUCACUUGGAGCGUUGGUUCAAGAUACAGUUGAAGAUCGAGAAGGAUGAGGGCAAUUUGGAAAAACGUUGCAAGCGUACGACUACCGGGGAAAACUCGGAGGUUGUCAAUUCGAAAAUCAACGUUGAUCGGAUUCAGGAAAGCUACAAUAAUUCUGCUAAGAAUUCCAACAAUUCUGGAAGCGAACCUAGUGGCUCGUCGGAGGUUAUAUCCACCGCGAAAAGCGGUGGAUUGUUAGACAAUCUCGGGAGUACCUUUGCUCCCGUCAGCUGGUCUUUCGUUUCUUCUUGGCAAAACAGCAAUAUGAAUAGCAAAUUUCAGAGUUUUCGCGGCGCAAAGAUCCGUUUCAACGAUGCCGACAAAAGUUACAAGUCACCGAUUUUUGCCGAUGUGUCCAGUCAUGCUCCGGUCGGUCCUUAUGCUCAGUCCAAUCCUUUCCACGAAUCAAAUCCUGGACCGUCAACGUAUGAAUUGUUGCAAAAGUUAGAUAACUCCGCUUGCCCUGUACAUCAGAGUUGCUCCAAGAAUGUCAAUAAGAUUGUUGCGGAGACGCGAGUAUCGACUGGUCAAGAUGCGUUAGAAAUUAAUAAAGAAGACAAUACCACCAAGAAUAACCAGAGGAAAGUCGAUAAGCGAAGUCAAUUGAUGUGGACGCUAUCGUCUUCCGACGAGAAAGACAAGAGGGAAGAGGGAGGAUUAUUUGAGUGGUUCAGCAAGGUACCUGGAAGAGUCUUGGGUGUUGCAGCUACCAAGGGCUACGUCGAUAGCGACAAGACAAAGAACGGAAAUUUGAAACAGCCGGACCAUUCAACUGGACAGCAAGACACUAAUCAAGAAAUCAAAUUUAAGAAUUGCAAUCUAGAGUUGAGUCAGCGGGAGGUUGACGAAGUGUUGGCGGUGCUACGAGCUAGAACACCAUCGGGGCGUAGAAGGGCCACUAUCAAGAAUGUGAAGAAACGUGGAGAACGACUCGACAGAGGUUGCGACGACGUAGUGGAGAAGGUUCCGCCAAAGUGCGCGAAUUCGGACGAAGGAGUAGCUCGGAGCAAUUCUAUAAAUCGCAAUGUCGGAACCGUCCGAGUUCGCGGCCUUAAAUCUUGCGAGGAUUGCAGCCGCGGAGUGUGCAAGAAGAUAGAUCAUCAAGUACCAGAAGAGCAGCCGAGCCCUCUAGAUCGAGUCUAUUACGACUUGAACGUUUAUCAUCCGGCGCGUUCGAAGCUGAUUGGUAACGCUGACAGAUUAAACGAGGAUCCGCGUGUGGAAAACGCGAACCGUUUGCGGAAUGUCUCCACUAAAGCGGACGUGUUGCUCGGAGCGAUUCUACGGACUACGAAGGACCCUCCGAAGGGCCUGCCGGACAUCUCAUCAAACGGGACCAGAUCAAGAUCGACGAUUAGCAUCGACGAUGAUAGCAGCGACGAUGAUCUUCAUUCUUCGAGCGUCGAUCGGCAGGACCACAGGACAACUAUCUCGCCUGACGACGAGAAAGAAUCCUUGCCGUUCAACAAGAGAUUUCACCGGUUCCGGCAGUUGUUCAAGAAAGAAAUGAAUAAGAGGCUCGCCAUGAUGGCGGAGGAGAGUCCAUUCUCGUCGGAGAAUUCGACACCGAGUUCAACACCGCUGCCGCAAUGCUUCAAUUCAACGUCGUCGCGCUACAACAACGAACAGUCGAAUUUGCACCACGUGAGAAACGGCAGGGCGAAACGACGAAUCGACUUUGCGAACUUUUCAGAGGAGAGAGAGGCUGCAGCAACGGCUCCGGAGCUCAGUACAAAAGACGCACAUCAAAACCUACGCAAAACGCAUAGUACAAAUAGCAACGAUCGGGAAUGUAACGAUUCUGCGGGCCUAAAUAACCGGCAGAAUUAUCAUGACGGACGGUUGCUCGUAGGUAUGAAGGAAUCCUCCGAGAUCGGGAAUGGGGAAUGCAAGAACACGAGGGAUAUUGUUGCCGUUCAUCGGAAGAACGAUUCGACCAGUCCGACUACCACUCUGCAGAACGGACAUUCGUCUUCCAAAGUGCGAAACAACAAUAACAAGGACGAUUUCGCGGAGACUACGGGAGACGACGAGACUGUCGACAAGAGCGUUCCGUCCGCUCUCGAGCAGGAGAGAUUCCGCAGAUCCCUGGAGAACGCGGCGUCGAUGGUGUUCCACAGUAGAACUGGUCUGCCGCUGACUUCCAGCCCGGCGCCUUUGAGGAGGGGCAGCUGUUGCUUCGACUACGACAGCAGUUUGAAUUCCGUCUCCUCGAAAAGAAACGCGUUGUUCGAAUUGAAUACGCCGCCGAGUCCAGGUGCGGUUUCGUUGGAAGAGACAGAUCGUGAGACAGAGACUGCCGGUGACGGCGAAGAGACGCCCAAGAGACGCUCCAGCUCUCGCCACCGACCGCAGAGUCACGCUCUUCUAGGCAGCUUCGAGGAGUCGGCGUUGAAUGGCAGACUUGAGCCUGUGUCUACGGUUCACGGUUUCACAGCGGAACUUGGGGCCAGCGGUUCCUUCUGCCCGAAACAUCAGAAGCUUCCAGUUACUGUGUUCUUCUACACGCUCGGUGACAACGAUAAAGUCUCCACACCAUACCUUGCUCAUAUUAAUCUUGAGAAAAAGGGCUAUCAGGUACCAAGAAAUGGCACCAUCCAAGUGACUCUUCUCAAUCCACUGGGUACAGUCGUUAAGAUGUUCGUAGUAUUGUACGAUCUAUCUGACAUGCCGCCGCGAUCUCAUACUUUUUUACGUCAAAGAACACUGCGGGACAAAACACUGCGCUACCUCGUUCACCUUAGAUUUAUGUCCAGCAAGUCGGGUCGAAUUUAUCUGCAUACGGACAUCCGUAUGAUCAUCUGCCGCAAGUCCGACGUGGACACGGCGUCGGACUUGGGCUCGGAACCGCCGAAAGAACUCAGGAGUUACAUCCACGGCCCUACGAAUCCGAAAUUUUCGCCAAGGUGCUGAGCCACGUGGUACUUUCCAUGGGGCUGCUGCCAAUCGUUCCGCCCGCCCAGUCCCCCUCAAGUCGAAGUAUGAUAUCGCGACGAACGAUUCGACAAGAUCCAAAUUGGAGAUUUUUCUUCUUCUAACUCUUUGCGAUGCGGACAAUUAUGAUGAUUAUUAUUUUAAUGAUAAUAGAAGAAAGUGAUCGGAAAGUGUUCUUAUUAUUUAUUAUUUCUAAACGGUUUGUUCUGUUCAAAUUAUCGGGAACAGUUUGUAGGAAUAAGUUAUGUUAUAGUUGUAAUAAUAUUUAAGACGAAAAAUAUGUGUACAUAGUUCUUUCGAAUUAUUAUUAAAUAUUAUUUCUUUAAAAAUUUUUUUUUAUCGCGAAGGGUUAUAAGGGAGGGGAGUGAUGAAGAAAAUACGCGAGGGUAUAUUACGCGGAAAGAUUACGCGAACAAAUCAACCGCUCACGUUGGAAGAAUAAUUUAUAUCGUCACUCAUCGUGAUAUAUAUCUCUUCUUUUUGGAUUAUUGUAAUAAGUAGUCGAGGUUUUCUUGGGUUGCUUUUGGCGGAGAGCCAAGGGUUAGAUACAUAUUAUGAAAUUGUUCCAGCAAUUAGGUUCCAACACAAUUGAUUCGCAAAACUAAAAACUCGAAAUUGCGAUUGCGCAGGGUCGGAUUAACCAAUAGGCAAACUAUAUAGACACUGCUUCAGUGAAGAAACAUUUUAUUUAUAACAAAAAAAUUAUUUUGUAUUACAGUUUCUCUUUAGUGUUCAUGUGUUUAAUUAAUUUUCAAAAAAUCCUCGCCUUACAUAGGCCCUCGCCAAAAUUUGCCUAGGGCACAUUAGGUUAAUCCGGCACUACGAUUGCGUAAAGCUAACUCGAAAUUGCUCCCAGUGUUAUUUGGAUCCAUGAUUCGCGCUUGCAAUAUAGAAUAAUACUGCGUAUAAGUAUAUAGUGAGAAUUUUCGUUUUAGAUUUGUUCUAUCAUUUCUUCUAUCAGUUCCUUUGUAUCAUAGCAUUAAUGAUAUUACAUAACGAAAAUUCUGGUACAACAAAUCGAAUCUUUUUAUUCCUGGUCGAAUAAUUGACGAUCUUGAUGAUAAUUGAUAUCGACUUGAAGUUCGCAAAUUUCUUUGUGCUAUGUAUAAUAAUUAUAUUAUUCUAUAUUCUAUACUUAUAUAGUAUACCUGCGUGUGUAAAUAAUUAUUCUAUAGUGCAUGCUGCUAAUCAUCAGUUUAAUUUCCGGAGUUUAUCGCAAAAGCUGGACGAUCUCGUUGGGAGGCCAUUUUCUCAACUUAUUAUUGCUGUAAAUAUAGUCACGCGUAGAGAGUAAGUCGAGUUUUUAAGCAGGAUGAUAACUGCCAUUGUGUGUGUAGCACUCUACGUUGAAACGAAAAAAAAAAAAGAAGUGAUAUAAGCGCGGAAAAA
Messenger RNA from Nylanderia fulva, 6164 nucleotides. RefSeq names its product atos homolog atossa (gene atos). Lineage: Eukaryota; Metazoa; Arthropoda; Insecta; Hymenoptera; Formicidae. The record is from RefSeq and is a predicted model, not a curated record.